AUGAAAGCAGCAGCCGGGAUCUCCGAUGACCAUGUAUGCCAUGUCCUCGGUAGGAGGAAAUUUGUGCCGGACGACAACAGCUGGCAGAUCUAUGACAUUAGCGGUGGUCUUCUGCAAGGCAUAAUGAAGACUACGCAUUUCUUCCAUCUUUCCCGACGAUUCCCAGCAGCCAACCGGGCGGAAUCAUAUCCAUCUAAGUACAGAGAGAAUGCACAGAUUGGACGCACGUUAUGCGGUCAAAAUGCCUUUGACCGGAGGAACCUUGCAACCAUUGACACUUUGGCGGAGUGGUUAACGCGCGGGCCUGCUAAGCCCGUUUCCUCGGAAGCGCAGGUGUGGGGUGUCACUGCGAUAGCGCAUGUUGUGGUGGCGAACUUACAUAAUGACACUUUGGCGGAGUGGUUAACGCGCGGGCCUGCUAAGCCCGUUUCCUCGGAAGCGCAGGUUCGAAUCCUGCAGGUGUCGAAACACUUCUUUUUUGUUCACUCUGUGACCAUUCCCUAG
This is a messenger RNA of Penicillium brevicompactum, 504 nucleotides long. Its product is annotated as Transcription factor IIIC subunit 5. NCBI's taxonomy places the organism in Eukaryota, Fungi, Ascomycota, Eurotiomycetes, Eurotiales, Aspergillaceae. The transcript is spliced from 5 exons. The coding region runs from base 1 to 504 and encodes 167 amino acids. The record is from RefSeq and is a predicted model, not a curated record.